CAAGGAUCAUCAUCAUCUCCAGCGACACCGCACCUGUGUAUAAUAGUACAGCCAUCUCAUCCUAUGGUACUUUUAUCUUCAAACCGUGUAAUCGCCUAGGCAUAUUGUCAUGCUGGCCCCUUCCAGAAACCACAGAGCAGAGGCAAAGUUUAACGUCGCCACUGAGUUCCCACAUCUAGGACUUCAUUCAGCUGCUGCAUCAGGCGACAUCGGACUGGUUCAGUUUGCUCUCAAUCAUGGUCAACCAGUAAACUCUGUUUUAGACGGCGUUCUGCCUUUACACGCUGCUUGUGCAGGUGGUAAUGAUCUCGUAGUCAAUCUUCUCAUCCAACACGGAGCAGACGUCAAUGCAUCAAGACUUCCUCGCAGAUAUUCUGAUCGCAGCCGUGAUUCUGCCGCUCCUAUAGUUGGUACUUCUGGUGCAACCCCACUUCACUUCGCUGCUGCAAACGGUCACGCAAGCGUCGUUCGCACCCUUCUUAUGCAUGGUGCCCAUCCUAAUCGUCCAGAUAAGCACGGUAUCACCCCUGAGAUUAUUGCCCGUCAGAAUGGUUGGGUUGAGUGCGCUGAUAUCCUCGCAAGCGAGAUGCUUGCACGUGCGCGCGGUGACAAUACACCUGAUAGCGACAGUCACUCCUCUAGGGAGCGACCCCAUCCUUGUGUCGAGCACGUUGAGUCUUCCCUCAGGAAGAAACUCCAUUUCAAGCGCUCUAUCGACCAUGCUCUCACCGCACUCAAGUCCGCAAGCGCCACCCCUGAUAUCGAUCAAAAACCACUCUUUGUGCGCUCAGGCUCCUCUGAACAAGAUGUCACGCAACCUCAAGGCUCGCCUUCGUCUGGUCGCCGCCCAUCUUUACCUCAUAUCUACGACGAACCACCCCAGCGCCCCCCGCUCCCAAAAGCUUCACGUCGUCCCAGAUCGGCAGGCACAGGCGCCGAGGCUGCCCCGCCCCGCAAACUGAACUCAAAGCUGUCACUCCUCAGCUUGUUCAAGAAAUCAAAUGUAGAUACUUCUUCGUCAAGUGUUACCUCUGUCUCGGAGCCCCCGAUCAAUUCCCCCUCUUCUUCAUCACCCGUCCCUGUCUCUGGGACAGCAUCGCCUGCGUCACCUGCGGCAAUAAUAUCUUCCCCGCGCGUCUUCCCCACACCACUUUCAUCAUCUCCGCAGGAGACACCCACGCAUGACCUCCACCGCCGCAGGCCAGAAACCAAUUCCACACGCACUUCCCCCGAUCCAAAUCCAUGGCAUCGUUCCAUCAGUUCCUCGUCCACACCUGGCGAAGAAACGCUUCCCGAGCCAACAGCCCCUGUGAGACCGGGCAUACUGCGCAUGCACACACGCUCAACUUCAGGCCAUGGCUCCCAGCAAUCCUCCUUGUCUCGUAUCAUCCGCUUUGAAAACUCUUCCUCUAGCUCCUCCCUUACCGCGCGCGCGCGCAGCCCACCCUCACGUGGGAGCGUUCCACAUGACAGCCGCCUGCGUGCCCUCAGCAUGGGCUCCUCAGCAGGUGCCCCGGACACCGAUCGUAUACCAGACACAAUCGAGGAAUCUCCACGAAUCCCCCAGUCCCCCCCUCCCAUCCUUGUCAACGCCAUCGACCUCGAUGACCUCGAAGACGAAGAAGAAUACGGCGUACCUAUCAUCCACUCUCCAUCCAUGCCAAAUAUGAUGCUCACCCCCGACCGCGCAGUGACAAUGCCUGCUCAAUUCCCAUUCAGCAUCAACGUACCACCACCUCCUGAUGAUAGUAUCUUGUCUUCUGAAAGUCGCCUGCGUGGAGACUCUGUCAGCAGCUCAGGCACAACAGGUACUGCGAGCACAUUCACACAAUCUAGUGCAAGCGACUCACCAUGGCCUCCAACGCCCCACUCCUCUGGCGCCAGUCCUCUAAUUGUAUCCCGUUCCGUGGACACAGACACCGGCAUACACAUGGGCAUAGACGCACUCCCUAUAUCCCCACGUGUUCGCAGAACGCCUUCAAGUCUUGACAUGCCCUCAAUAUCCUCACGAGCAGAGGUAGAAGCGCUUGUUCAGCGGGCGCAGCAGUCUGUACUUGAUAUGGCUAUUGAUUUGGAGGAGAAUACAAGGAGGGAUCAAGGGACUGGACGGACGCCUUUGAGCUUGAGGUUGGCAAUGUUUGGGGAGAGUUUGGCUAUUGAGAGGAGGAUGAAAGAGGAAGAGGAUGCUGUUGGAAGAGGGGUGAUGGUUGCUAAUACAGGGACGACACCUGUCGGGAACAGCUUAGGUGUGGGUGAGAGGUCUUUGUUGUCGAGCAGUAGACCUCGGGCCAUGGAGUUGGAUUUUUCGAGGAGCAGCAGUAGGAGUGGUGCAUCCAGCGAGGACACGUCGCUGCAACACAGUACGCGGAUAGCACCGGACGAAAUCAGACGGACAGCGUCUGUUGAUUUCAGGCGGACGAUGUCAGAUUCGCCCUUCGCCGGCAUCUCUCGAACUUCAGACAACACCCGACGUACACGUAGUCCUCUCGUCGCAUCACGACACCUGCCCCUCUUGCACCACGACCCGAACCGGCAUCCACAUUCUCCGCUCCCCAGUCCACACACGCAAUCAUUCGAGACAUCCACGUAUACGCCACCGCGGUCGCGUACGCCUGACUCAUGCGAUACAUACAUAGAUGAAGAUACAGAACUGACAGGUUUGGGUAUUGGUUUGGGUAUGGGCUUGGGUAUACCGCUCUCGCGCAUCUCGACAGCUCCCACUCACACUGGACGCAUACCCACGAUGCGGAACGCAGCGACGACACACGAUGCAUCAACGACGCGUAACUUAUCACCAUCUAAACGUAACCCAACGAUGGCACGCAACGCAUCGCCAGCGACACGGACCACAUCAUCUUCAGGACCACGUGAUAUAUCAUCAACGCCAGCAACACGGAGCGUGAAUAAAUUAUCCCGGAUGGGAUUCUCGACAUUGGAGGGGUGGCAGCCAGCGUCGAUAACGACGGGUUCGCCGCCUACGAAGCAGAGAUUUGGGGGGAUACGGACGAUUGUUAGGGGGUUUCAGGGGAAGUAGGCGUGUGCCCUUGAUUCCUAUAUUUCGCACUGGACUUGGACUCGGACUCGGGUACCUCGUCGUUCUCUAUGCAUAUGCCUGGCAGGCUUUCAUUGAUGGCCAGAGCUUACUUAUUAGACGCUGUGUUGUGUGUUUUCUGCGCGUUUUGUUUUCUUGCAUUUUGACAUGUAUUAUCCAUCGUUGUUGUCGCCAUUGUUUUUAUUAUUGUUGUUGUAGUAUGCUGCUUGUGAUAACUUGGGUUUCGUUGACAUUGUAACAUAUGCACUUUUUGAUACCUGUUUGUAAUUUUAUUGAUAUGAUCUUAUGGGC
Messenger RNA from Suillus fuscotomentosus, 3343 nucleotides. RefSeq lists its product as uncharacterized. Gene Ontology annotation, molecular function: protein binding. Lineage: Eukaryota; Fungi; Basidiomycota; Agaricomycetes; Boletales; Suillaceae. The record is from RefSeq and is a predicted model, not a curated record. Gene Ontology annotation, cellular component: cytoplasm; nucleus. The transcript is spliced from 4 exons. The coding region runs from base 110 to 3034 and encodes 974 amino acids.